AUGACUGGUGAAGCGCACCACUACGUCGCCCGUACGCUCACCAAAUUUUCGGCCAGUUCUAGACUAGCAAGCGUAGAAGAAGAACUAGGCAAGAACUGGCCGAAAAAUUGGAUGGAAGUGUUUCUCUCUUCCCCUCAAGUGGUCUUCGCUCCGGUCUUCUUCCCCGAGUGGUGA
Phytophthora nicotianae INRA-310 is the source of this 174-nucleotide messenger RNA. RefSeq lists its product as hypothetical. Bases 1 to 174 code for a protein of 57 amino acids. The record is from RefSeq and is a predicted model, not a curated record. The transcript is spliced from 2 exons. Lineage: Eukaryota; Oomycota; Peronosporomycetes; Peronosporales; Peronosporaceae.